Messenger RNA from Trematomus bernacchii (emerald rockcod), 1270 nucleotides. RefSeq names its product WD repeat-containing protein 55. Gene Ontology annotation, molecular function: protein binding. The transcript is spliced from 5 exons. The record is from RefSeq and is a predicted model, not a curated record. Lineage: Eukaryota; Metazoa; Chordata; Actinopteri; Perciformes; Nototheniidae. The annotation marks the transcript as partial.
AACACCUGAAGUCCUGCAGACAGGUGCGUUUCUCUGCUGACGGACUGCAGCUCUACAGCGUCUCCAGAGAUAAAGCGGUCCACCUGCUGGACGUGGAGCGAGGGCAGCUGGUGACUCGGAUCAGAGGAGCUCACGGAGCCCCGAUCAACAGCCUGCUGCUGGUGGACGAGAACAUCCUGGCUACUGGGGACGAUGGGGGGACUCUGAAGGUGUGGGAUAUGAGGAAGGGGACGGCCAUCAUGGAUCUGAAACAGCACGAGGAUUACAUCAGUGACAUUGCAGUGGACGCGGCCAAGAGGAUCCUCCUCACUACCAGUGGCGACGGCACGAUGGGCGUCUUCAACAUCAAGCGGCGGCGUUUCGAGCUUCUGUCGGAGUAUCAGACCGGAGAUCUGACCUCGGUGGCGUUGAUGAAGCGGGGGAAGAAGGUGAUCUGCGGCUCCAGCGAAGGAACCAUCUACAUCUUCAACUGGAACGGAUUCGGAGCAACGAGCGACCGAUUCACCAUCAAAGCUGAGUCCGUGGAGUGCAUCGCGCCGAUCACCGACAACAUCAUGUGCACCGCCUCCAUGGACGGGUACAUUCGAGCCGUGAACCUCUUUCCCAACCGGGUCAUCGGGUGCAUCGGGCAACAUGUCGGAGAACCCGUCGAGGAAAUCAACAAAUCCUGGGACUCCCGUUUCCUGGUGAGCAGCGCCCACGAUCAGCUGAUCAAGUUCUGGGACAUUUCGGAUUUAAAAAACACCAAGGUCACCGAGUACCGCAAGAGGAAGAAGAAAGACGGACGCAUGAAGUCGCUCACAAAGAAAGCUCACGGAGAUAACGACUUCUUCGCCGGACUCAUGGAGGAACCUGAGAAGAAGGAGGAAGAGGAGGAAGGAGAGGAGGAAGAAGAGGAAGACAGCGAUAGUGGAAGUGAUUAAAAAAACUGGACAAACUGAUGAAUGAACUGAUAUAAGAACACAUGAUCACACACUAAAAUAUGAAGUGUUGGACUGUUAAAAGCUUUUAUAAAUUCCCUGUCAGACUUUAUUUACAUCUCUGAUCAGAUCGUUCCUGAUUUACACCAACGUCUCUUUGUGAAUUUACAAAACUUACAUAUUUUUUGAUAAUAAAAUACUUUUUUCUUUGCUUUUUUUUGGUAUCAGUAUCAAAAAGCAGCUAUUGUAUUAAAAAAACACAAUAAUAACCAGCUCUAUGUUCAUAGGCAUUUUAAGCCUGUCUGCUCGGUUUGAGAAAAAUGUUUUUGUAAUAAAAUUGUAAAUAAUUA